Molecule: messenger RNA, 2901 nt
Organism: Ceutorhynchus assimilis (cabbage seed weevil)
Lineage: Eukaryota; Metazoa; Arthropoda; Insecta; Coleoptera; Curculionidae
Source: the annotation of a GenBank genome assembly
AGUUUUUGGUAUUUUUUACAUUGAAUCAUUAGGAAAAAGACCCCAAAAUUUCAACUUUCCACUCACUUUAGUUUUUGAGUGAAAAAAUUGUUUGUAGAGUAUUACUUUACAAAACAUCAUUAUUUUCAAAAAAUCGUAACUCCAUUAAUAAUAACUCAAUCGCUUUGAGUUUUUGGUAUUUUUUACAUUGAAUCAUUAAGAAAAAGUCCCCAAAAUUUCAACUUUCCACUCACUUUAGUUUUUGAGUGAAAAAAUUGUUUGUAGAGUAUUACUUCACAAAACAUCAUUAUUUUCAAAAAAUCGUAACUCCAUUAAUAAUAACUCAAUCGCUUUGAGUUUUUGGUAUUUUUCACAUUGAAUCAUUAAGAAAAAGUCCCCAAAAUUUCUACUUUCCACUCACUCUAGUUUUUGAGUGAAAAAAUUGUUUGUAGAGUAUUACUUUACAAAACAUCAUUAUUUUCAAAAAAUCGUAACUCCAUUAAUAAUAACUCAAUCGCUUUGAGUUUUUGGUAUUUUUUACAUUGAAUCAUUAGGAAAAAGUCCCCAAAAUUUCAACUUUCCACUCAGUUUGGUUUUUGAGUGAAAAAAUUGUUUGUAGAGUAUUACUUCACAAAACAUCAUUAUUUUCAAAAAAUCGUAACUCCAUUAAUAAUAACUCAAUCGCUUCGAGUUUUUGGUAUUUUUCACAUUGAAUCAUUAAGAAAAAGUCCCCAAAAUUUCAACUUUCCACUCACUUUAGUUUUUGAGUGAAAAAAUUGUUUGUAGAGUAUUACUUUACAAAACAUCAUUAUUUUCAAAAAAUCGUAACUCCAUUAAUAAUAACUCAAUCGCUUUGAGUUUUUGGUAUUUUUUACAUUGAAUCAUUAAGAAAAAGUCCCCAAAAUUUCUACUUUCCACUCACUCUAGUUUUUGAGUGAAAAAAUUGUUUGUAGAGUAUUACUUUACAAAACAUCAUUAUUUUCAAAAAAUCGUAACUCCAUUAAUAAUAACUCAAUCGCUUUGAGUUUUUGGUAUUUUUUACAUUGAAUUAUUAGGAAAAAGUCCCCAAAAUUUCAACUUUUCACUCACUUUCUUGUAUUUAAUUGAAAUUGAAUUCAAAAAUUUCAAAAUUCCCGCCUUCCGGUGUUUCACCGGUUUGCCUUGUCAAAUCGUAAACUUCAAAAAUCCUUGCUUUUGCCUGUGAUUCCCAUAAAGUUCUCCUCCUGUUAAAUUACAGUUUUCAACACUUAUUUUGGUGUUUUCAUUAUUAAAAGGAGGAUUUUUAGUGUUUUUUUCAUUAUUUGCAGUGCGAGGAAGUCGUCUAAAGUAUGUUUAUAUGUGGUAGGUAAGUGUUUUCCAAUUUAUUCUAUUACAAAGUUGUCAGAUUGUUUUAAUUGAACCUGGAAUCAAGUAAAUUUGAGUCCAAAACGCACUCAAGUUUGCAUACAAGUUAUUUUAAUUGAAAUAAUUGGAAUAAUCCUCAAAUUUUGUCUGUGAAUCCCAGGAGGCCAUGCCUUGUCAAAUCGUAAAUUCUAAAAAUCCCUGGUACUUUUGGAUGAUUUCCAUAAAGUCCUCGUGUUAAAUUAUACCCAUAAUUAGUGUUUUUUAAUAUUGAAAAGUGUUCCAAAAGGACCUUUAGUGUAUCUUUAAGUGUUUUUCCAUCAUUUAUAAUACGAGGAAUUCAUUUACAGUUUAUGUUUUCAAGUGCAACAACAAUGUCCGAAACCGAAGAAAAAGUGUCCUUCGAGGAACCCGCCUCCGGCAAUUUCCUGACAUCAAUUCUCUUGGAAAUUUUCCAAAGUCCCAUAAACUUGGCCCUUCUAGGGCUGAUUGGGGUUCUGAUUUAUCGGAUAUUGAAGAGCCGCCAGGACGAGAACCAGCUCGGUGGGGAACCUGAAGAAAAGCCGCUGCCUAAAUUGAAAAAGCAAGAUUUCACUGUGGGUGAUUUGAAGAAGUUUGAUGGUACCCAGGAGGAUGGACGAGUACUGAUUGCUGUCAAUGGGAAGGUGUAUGAUGUUACUAAAGGGAAAAGGUUCUAUGGGCCAGGAGGUCCUUAUGCUGCUUUCGCCGGUCGAGACGCCUCUAGGGGCCUUGCAACCUUUAACGUAACCCCAGGAGGUGACGAAUACGAUGAUCUAAGUGACCUCAGCACCAUGGAAAUGGACUCAGUCAAAGAAUGGGAGUCACAAUUUAACGAAAAGUACGAUUACGUAGGGCGAUUGCUGAAACCAGGCGAGGAACCUAAUAACUAUUCCGAUGAGGAAGACGAGUCCAAUGCUGAGAAAUCCAAAGACGACUAAAGUAAUUAAGUUUCAAAAAUCCAAAAAAUUUCAAAGGCUGAUUUCGUGCGGUAACAAAAACAAGCAGAUUUACCAUAAUUAUUAUUGUGUAUAAUAAGAGGAAAAUUUUAAUUAUUAUAUUGUUGGUUUAUAUGUAUUUUAUAAUUAAAUACAAGUUUUCUACUUGUAAGGGAUAUAUUAUAAGGCUUGUUCCAACACGGUCAAAAACUGUUCCAGUUUCCUGCUGUUUUGGAACAAACCUAUUAAUGGGGCACUUAUUUUUUCAUAACUUUUAAGGGCUUUUAGAUUCUAUUUUCUACAUUUGUACUUGUGCAUAAAUAGUUUGUGUCCACUUUUAAUUAAAACCAAAAAACUCGUGUUUAAUUUCUCAGGGAAUCGUUAAUUUGACUAUUCACAAUACAAAGGUAAAGGUAAAUUUAUCACCUAUCCCUAUCAAAUAGCACUGAGAGGUGAUACAUUUUACCUUUACCUUUGGAUUAAGGAUUGUGAAUAGAUAAUGUAUUUUUGUAAAAUUCUUCUUGCCUUGUAUAUAGUUUUUUCGUUUUGUAAUAAGGGUGGACCGUUUUGUUGAAUAAUUAUGCUUGUUGUGCGCUCUAUAAUAAAACAAAACAUUGUACUUUAA